UUCGAACUAUUUGUAAUCCAAGUUUUUCCCUAGCCACGUGUGGGUCCCGCCGAUGUUUGUGACUAGGGACCCGGUGACUGCCAUCCGGAAAACCGUUACCUUCCUUCCGUCAAAAUGAGACACGCUCCUCCUCCUUCCCUCCAAUUCCUCGCCGCUGCCGCCACCAACUCCGCCGUCACCAUCAUGUCUUCGCGCCCUCCUUACCGAGGUGGUCGAAACCCAUGGCAGAGAGGCUUCUCCAACCGCCCCUACUCAGGCGGCGGUAGGAACAACUACGUCACCGGAGACUCCCACUUCCGCUCAGUCCGCGACGCCAAUCUAGGGUCCCGGCAAGGCGAUUCCGGACCCUUCCCCAACCAAACCUCCUAUCGUCGGACUCCGCCGCCGUCUUUCGAUGUCAACCACUUCCGCGGUCCUCCGCAGCUCGAUCACAAUCAACCGUACCGGCCGAAUCAGCACUUUCGGCCUCCCCAUCAGUUUCGCCCCCCUCAGCAGUUUCGGCCGCCGCAGCAAUUCCGGCCUCGGCCGAAACCCUUGGACUAUCGGAACUGGGAAUUUUCCAAAACAACACCGUCCCCUACUUGUGAGAGGUUUACUGUGUUGUCAUAUAAUAUACUAGCUGAUUACUUGGCUAACGAUCACCGGAGUAAGCUAUACUAUCACAUACCUCAUCAUAUGAUGGACUGGCUGUGGAGAAAGCGAAAUUUGAUAUUCGAGCUCGGGCUGUGGUCACCCGACAUAAUGUGCCUUCAGGAAGUUGAUAAAUUUGAGGACCUUGAGGAGGAGUUGAAGCUUAAAGGGUACAUCGGCAUUUGGAAGAUGAGGACUGGCAAUCCAGUUGAUGGAUGUGCAAUUUUUUGGAGAUCGUCAAGAUUCAAGUUGGUCCAUGAGGAAUCCAUCGAGUUCAAUAAGCUUGGACUUCGGGAUAAUGUUGCUCAAAUAUGCGUGCUGGAGUCAAUACGUCAGAAUAGCACCAAAAAUAUUGCAGCUCUACCAACAAGCUCAACAGGUACUAAUAAAGUUGUCAUUUGUAACAUUCAUGUGCUUUACAACCCUAGACGGGGAGAAAUUAAGCUUGGCCAGGUCAGGGUUCUUUUGGAUAGGGCUCAUGCUGUUUCCAAAAUCUGGAAUGAUGCUCCAAUUGUUCUUUGUGGGGAUUUCAAUUGUACACCUAAGAGUCCGUUAUACAACUUUAUUUCAGAACAGAAGUUAGAUUUGUCUGGAGUUGACAGAGAUAAGGUAUCUGGACAAGCGUCAGCUCAAAUUUAUGCACCAAGGUCAUAUGAUCGUAAUUAUGGGGCUGGGCCUGCUAGUCAUAUAGUUCAAGGUCCACCAAUUGUAGAUGGGAGGGAAGCUGGAUUGAACUCGGGCAAUCUGUCAUUGGAUAUCCAGAACCCAAAUAAUCCAGAAAGUAGUGCAGAGAGUGUUCCAUUAGCGAACAACUUGUCUCAGCCUCAAAGUACUGACACUCCAGACGUUUUUGAUAAGUCUUGCCCCAAUGUGCAUUUUGGAAAAGAUGACGGUUCCAAAGAUGUUGAUGUGAACCAAGAAACUAAGCAGAACUCUUUAGAUGUCUCUGAGGUUGAAACUGGAUCAGCAUUCCAUGUGACUGAGAUGGGAUACGAAGAAAAAGUGGAUUUCACCUCUAAUUCAAAUCAUGGAUUAUCGAGCGGACAUUUGAAUUCAGAUGUUUGCCUAGAGAAAGAAAGGUUGAACUGUGAUAUCCAUAAACAUCCCUCUACGAGGGACAAUGAUUCUAUUAGGGAAGGGACUGAUCCAGAUUCUGUGGUUCCUAUCGACUCAGAAGUUCCUUUGUCUAAGCUAUCUAACCAGGCUUCCAUUACUGAUGAUACCAAAGUCUCUUCAUUGGAAAACUUAGGGCAUAUGUCUUCUGAUCCAGUUUCUGGUGUCGAGGGGGAAAGCCCUUCAGACUCAUAUCAAGUGGACAUAUCAUGUCCAUCUGCUAGUGCUGACCUUGAAUUGCAGAAAAAUAUGGAAAGUUUAUCUCUUAAUGUGCUAGAUGAAGCCAUUCCGGCAGAUGAAAAUACAGCUGAAGAUGAUAAAACGUUUAUAUCUGCAUUACACGAUACGGAAGAUGCCUUUCUAUCUGAUUUUACUUCAGUUACUCCCAACUCAGCAUUUUUGGCAUCACCCAAUGCGGAGAGAACCUAUUAUGAUCCAUCACUAUGGACUCCGAUGGAAAUAGAAACUGCCACAGGCAAUGCGGAACACACUCUUUUAGAACAUCCUCUGAAGCUUAAGAGCACAUAUACUGAAGUUGAGGAUUGUUCUGGCACCAGAGAUUCAAGUGGGGAGCCACAGGUGACCAGUUAUAAUAAAUUAUUCUUGGGCACGGUUGAUUACAUCUGGCGUUCCGAAGGUCUGCAGACUGUCAAGGUGCUUGCUCCUAUUCCAAAGCAAGCUAUGCAGUGGACUUCAGGGUUCCCAACCAAGAAAUGGGGUAGUGAUCAUAUUGCAUUGGCUUCUGAGUUGUCAUUCAUCAACAAUUCUGACCAAUCAUCAUAAGAGCAACAUGGAAGUCCGCCGCAGUAUAGCCCUCGACAUCAGGGGAUUGCAAUCGGAGAAAUUGCGGGAAUGGCUGUCAAACUCGUUGAGCUUCUAGUCACUGGUUCUGCAGCAACCUCCUGUAUAUACUUUUGAUCUGCAUGGUACUCAAUUCUACAGUUGCUAUCUAGGAAAUUAGAAUUGAACCGUCCGGCACUCGUCACUCGUCACCUGUAUCAACGGUUCGGAUGAAAGAAGGGUGAAAUUUGGUGCCAAUUGUUUUCAAAUUCACCUCACCUCACCGGCUCACCCUAAAAAUUGGUUAUGCCCGUCACAUUAGACACGAGGAAGAAAAUAAUUUUUACCGUUUAUUUGAAAAUUCUUAACUCCGCCCUUAAUGGUUGUUAUUUUUUAUUCUAAGUUCAUUUGUAAAAGUUUGAAAGUAGGGCAAUUAGCUAAAUAAUUCACUUUGACAUUUGGUUGCUGAGAUUAACGAAUUCAAAUAUUGACGAGAUAUUGAUGACA
Molecule: messenger RNA, 3030 nt
Organism: Pyrus x bretschneideri (Chinese white pear)
Lineage: Eukaryota; Viridiplantae; Streptophyta; Magnoliopsida; Rosales; Rosaceae
Product: carbon catabolite repressor protein 4 homolog 6
Exons: 15
Coding region: 115-2526 (803 amino acids)
Molecular function (GO): 3'-5'-RNA exonuclease activity
Source: RefSeq, a predicted model, not a curated record